AUGAGGCUCUGUGAGGCAAGGCGAGUCAGAUGGUUGAAUGCACGGGAUGAGCAGAGAGCACAGGAAUGGGAAACACACUUGACAACAGGGACAGAACAGGGGCGACAUGGACGGAUCAAUGAUGCAAGUGUCUCUCAGGUGAGGGAGACAACUGGAUGA
Messenger RNA from Pochonia chlamydosporia 170, 159 nucleotides. RefSeq lists its product as hypothetical. The record is from RefSeq and is a predicted model, not a curated record. Bases 1 to 159 code for a protein of 52 amino acids. NCBI's taxonomy places the organism in Eukaryota, Fungi, Ascomycota, Sordariomycetes, Hypocreales, Clavicipitaceae. The transcript has a single exon.